Messenger RNA from Desarmillaria tabescens, 1192 nucleotides. RefSeq lists its product as uncharacterized. The transcript has a single exon. Lineage: Eukaryota; Fungi; Basidiomycota; Agaricomycetes; Agaricales; Physalacriaceae. Bases 76 to 1020 code for a protein of 314 amino acids. The record is from RefSeq and is a predicted model, not a curated record.
UGCCUUGUUCCAUCCCACGCUUGGUCAUCCUAUCUAAACUCAAACGCCCCAACCUUAGGGUUCUUUCUCUCACCAAUGUCCUGUUCCACGUAUUGCGCUGAGUAUGAAAGAGAGGCGUUCUUGGAAGAGCGCCGUCUCAAGGGACGCGUUUAUUACCGCAAUCGAAAGUUCAGACUCGAGACGCAGUGCAAUCCUCAGUGGACGGAUAAGGAGUACUUUGCAAAGACGCGCGACCACGACGCGUUCAUCGCCCAGUACAUCCGAGAGCAGCGGGAGCUCAUCUCGCGUCGUCUAGAGCCGCUGAAGCAAAGGGCCGAACAAGAGAAAGCGCGAGAACAAGGGCAGCGGGAGGCGAACGGGGGAUCGCGCUUUUAUAAAAGAGGAGGUUCAGGAUCCAGACAGCGACAAACCGAAGAAGAGCGGCUUAAGGCAUGGUGGGAAUGGAUCAGCGAACUGCGGCGGAAAAACGAAGAGGAAGAGAAGAGGAAAGGCUUGGAGGAGAUAAGAAGACGUCUGGAAGAGGAGAAGAGGAGACGUGCUGAAGAGGAUGAGAGGAAACGCACAGAGGAGGAAAAUGCGCGAAGACGGUGGCAGAAAUAUAAAGAAGCGCGUAGAAGGGCUCAAGCGAAGGAAAAGGAGAAGGAGCGAGAGCAGGGUUCCCAGCUUAUUGAGAAGCGAUACAAGAUGUACGAUGAAGAAUGGUCCAAGUUGAAGCUGAAGACUCAGACAAAGGAAGGCCUGCGCUUCAGCGACAUUCCCUGGCCCACGUUGUUCGAUGCUACUCAUCCAGCGGCCGUGACUCCGGCAGUCGUACGGUCUUUCUUCACGGAUCCGAAGUAUAUCGCCGAAAAGCAUUGGCUGUCGCCCAAAAAACGGUUCCAUAUGGAACUCUUGAGGUGGCACACUGACAAGUUUAGUCCGGUGGUGAAAAGCGUGGUAGACGGGGAUCGCCAGGAUGUAUACGAUGCCGCUGAAGUGGUUGUUAGGGUGUUGAAUGAACUGAAGGCUCAGUACCAGUAAUGGUUAUGGCCGUAAAGAAGAGUGUUUAUUUCUUGGAUAGCGAACUUGAAAGGCGAAAUAGAUGGUCGAGGUGGGACCAAAUGCUAUCUUGUACUAUAGUUGUCGGUGUGGUUGCGGGCGUUCGCGUGUAUUAGUGCAUUUUCAAUAGGCAAUGAUUUACCCUUUCUGGCCC